Messenger RNA from Cucumis melo (muskmelon), 1206 nucleotides. RefSeq lists its product as uncharacterized. Lineage: Eukaryota; Viridiplantae; Streptophyta; Magnoliopsida; Cucurbitales; Cucurbitaceae. The transcript has a single exon. Bases 1 to 1206 code for a protein of 401 amino acids. The record is from RefSeq and is a predicted model, not a curated record. Gene Ontology annotation, molecular function: protein binding.
AUGGAUUGUUCGGAGUCUCGAGAUUGGACAACACUUGAAUACGAUAUACUUGGUGUGAUUCUUAACAAAAUGAUGUCUCUCUAUGAUUAUCUCCAAUUUAGCCUCGUAUGUAAGUCAUGGAAUUUUGUUGCAUUACGCCACAAACACCAACGAUCUGUAAUUACUUCCGAAUUUCCUCAACUUCCCAUGCUCAUUGUUCCCUCAAUUAAAGAUGGUAUUGAAAAACAACAUUGUCUUUACGAUGUCACGAACAACAAAAUCCGAACCGCUGAUUUCAAAUUCUGCUUCAACAAAAGGUGUUGUGGUUCAUCUUUCGGUUGGUUGAUCAUGCAUGAAGAGACAUUUGAUGUUACGUUAUUCAACCCCUUUUCCGGUACUGUCAUUCGUCUUCCUCCGCUUCCUAAAGAACACGAGGAUGACGAUUAUUAUCCAUGGUACAUAUUGAAAGCUAUACUAACCAAAGAUCCAUCGUUAUAUCCAAAUGAUUAUAUGGUUGUUGCCAUCUACGGUAUAUCUACAAAACUGUGUCUCAUAGAAGCAAAAAGUAAAAUCUGGAAGAAGUAUGAUAUCCCUCCUGGUCAAGAUUACAACCCUUUCGAAGAUGUUUAUGUUUGUAACGAUACUUUAUACGCUUCGCAUUUGGACGAUGUGCAACUAAACCUUUGGAAAGUCGAAGUUGAUGAAAAUUCACCUAUUUCAUUACAAAGAGUUGCUAUCAUACUGCAACCUAGUUUAAGUACACAUGAUUUUGGCCCAAUGUUUAUUGUUGAGUCUUCUAAGAAAGAGCUUUUACUCAUUAGAAGGAUUCUUUCAGUAGAGGAUCAUGAACAACCAGACUCUGAUAUUACAACGACGUUAGUUAAGACUAUCAAGUUCGUUGCCUACAAACAUACUCAUACAUGCAAUGAUGGAACACAAAGGUUUGAAGAGGUGAAGAGUUUAGAUGAUGAUGCUGUGUUUAUUGGUGAACAAUCCAUUUGUAUUUCAACUAAGAAUUUUCCCAAGUGUUUACCAAAUUGUAUAUAUUAUACAGAUAACCGAUACUAUUCCCAUGAUCCUUUUGUAAAUGGACCUCAAGAUAUAGGGAUUUACAAUCUAGAAGAUGGAAGCUUUGGUGAACAUUACAUCCCAAAUAUUGCUCACCAGAAUUUGCCUUCACCCAUAUGGAUCGUCCCGACCAUACACUACAAAGAUUCUGAGUACUAG